Messenger RNA from Seminavis robusta, 1371 nucleotides. The record is from the annotation of a GenBank genome assembly. NCBI's taxonomy places the organism in Eukaryota, Bacillariophyta, Bacillariophyceae, Naviculales, Naviculaceae.
AUGGCAUCUCCUCCCCCACUGCAGAAUAAUCAUCUCUUCAAUGGUAGACUGGAGUUUGUGCCGGAUGGAUUGCUCGCCUUGGCCAAAGAUGCUCGAUACGUGAAGGAAUGCCAAGCUCUCUUUCAGCAAGUGAUUUCCUCGGUGCUGCCACGGAGGAGGCAUGCGUUGGCGGAACAAGAAUCUUGGAUCUUGGCAUCCCUCUUGUGUUUGGCCUUGGGACUGCGGCAGACAAGCAAGGGGACCACUCUGGGCAUGGAGACGGUGGGACUCCGAUUUUCCAAUGGUGCCUCCAGGUGGAAACUGGUGGCAUCCACUCUGGUGGCCUUGUCCUGGGCGUAUGCUUUUUCAGCACACAACAGAACAAGUAGCCACGACAAUGAUGCAAUCUCAUCAGGUACGACAACAAGAACAACAAACAACGGUGCAACAAAUCCUUCUGCAAUGUUAUCAGCAGAUACCCAGCAGAAUGAUGAACUUUUGCGAGGAGUUAGUCGACGUGAAUUCCACGAGAGACAACGGCAAGCCAUGUUAAGAAGAGCCAAUCAAGCUGCUUCGGCUGCAACAUCCAACAAUCAUCAAGGUGAAAUUAUAAUAAACUCUACAGAAAGAGCACCAUCGUCAGUAUCCACCACCCAGCAAACAAGUAUACCAGAAUGGGCAACCACUUUGCGGAAAAAACUCAAAUCCGUGCUGCUCUUGUUGGCUCGAGUUUUGGCUUCGGCAGCCUUGUCACCAUUCGAAGGCCCUCACAUGCUGCAGGCAGAAACCAACCAGCAGCAACAGCAACUGCGAAAUGAACCGUCGAUCCACCAGGCUGGACGAUGGUUGGCCAAACUGCAGUUGGCCCAUUUUUGUUGGACCGGUUUGUACCCUUCAUGGAUCCAUCGCUUCAGUGGGCUCUCCAUGGUACCAACUUCACCUACCAGACUUUAUCACCAGCCAACUACAUCCAGACUAGUGGGGCUUCUAUUGGCAUCCCAACUCGUAGCGACCGCGGUUCAGGCGUCUGCAUCUGCGACGAGUCGGUGGAUGUUGAUGCGUGAACAGGCAGCCCAGCAAUCUACGUCGUCGUCCUCCUCAGAACGCCAUCCACAACACCAACCUUCAGUCAUAUUUCAAUCCGCAAGAACGAUAGAUGAUGGUGCAAGUUCAGCGGAAUUCAACAACAACACUGAUAGCAAGAGAAGAAGCAUAUGCUCCAUAUGCAACAUGGAACGCCAGAAUCCGUCAGCUCCAUCGUCGUGUGGGCAUGUCUUUUGCUGGAAGUGCCUCUUGCAGUGGGUGUCCGGCAUACGGCCCGAAUGUCCUCUCUGCCGGGCUGCCUGUCGACCACAGGAUAUUGUGGCGCUAUACAAUUAUUCCCCGAAUUGA